CAUUUUACAAUUCUACCGUUUAUUGGUAGAAAAUUUAAGUGCAAGCCGGACAAACUGUAGUUAGCCGGAACACAAAAAUAUCGUGAUUUAUAAAAAUAGUUAUUUAAAUUAAAUAAAACAUAAAUAAAAAGAGUAAAAAUGUCGAAAGCUCACCCCCCAGAAUUGAAAAAGUUCAUGGACAAGAAGUUGUCAAUUAAACUGAACGCUGGUCGCGCAGUGACCGGUGUUCUACGAGGUUUUGAUCCUUUCAUGAAUCUAGUAUUGGAUGAAUCUGUCGAAGAAUGCAAAGAUGGUCAGCGGAACAACAUAGGCAUGGUGGUGAUCCGAGGAAAUAGCAUUGUAAUGUUGGAAUCGUUAGAUAGAAUAUAAAAUAUAGUAAUAAUUUCAUUCCCUAAAUUGUAAGUUAUCUAUCAUACAGUAAAUUGUGGAAAAUGAUACACUGUCACAUGUAUGGAAUACAUUACACCAAAAACUCCACACUAUUAAGUCUUUAAAAAAAUUUUGUUAAUAACACAUUCAAGAAAUCUUGUUUACCUUUCAAAAGAGAUAAUUUAAUUUUUGUUUUUAGAAGAUACUGGGUGGGAAAAAGUGUAUUGGAACUAACACUGUCUUUGUCACGAAAGACCUCUUUGUGUGGAAAUUAAAUUAAUGUAAUAAUUAAGUA
Spodoptera litura is the source of this 664-nucleotide messenger RNA. RefSeq names its product small nuclear ribonucleoprotein G (gene SNRPG). Gene Ontology annotation, cellular component: P granule; U2 snRNP; U1 snRNP. Gene Ontology annotation, molecular function: RNA binding. Gene Ontology annotation, biological process: spliceosomal snRNP assembly; mRNA splicing, via spliceosome. The record is from RefSeq and is a predicted model, not a curated record. NCBI's taxonomy places the organism in Eukaryota, Metazoa, Arthropoda, Insecta, Lepidoptera, Noctuidae.